This is a messenger RNA of Pocillopora damicornis (cauliflower coral), 1682 nucleotides long. Its product is annotated as nucleolar protein 58. The record is from RefSeq and is a predicted model, not a curated record. Gene Ontology annotation, cellular component: small-subunit processome; box C/D methylation guide snoRNP complex. Gene Ontology annotation, molecular function: snoRNA binding. Lineage: Eukaryota; Metazoa; Cnidaria; Anthozoa; Scleractinia; Pocilloporidae.
GACGAGCCGAUUCGAAGUUCUUUCCACGUGCAGAUUGUGUUCUUGUAUUUUUAUGUUUGUAGCCGUGUUAGGAAAAUAAUCUUACUAUUUUAACCAUGUUAGUACUUUUCGAAACGCCAGCAGGCUAUGCGAUCUUUAAGCUCCUCGAUGAGAAGAAACUACACAAAAUCGAUAACCUGUACAAGGAUUUUGAAACACCAGAUGCCGCUAGCAAAGUGGUUAAAUUGAAGCAUUUUGAAAAGUUCAAUGACACAACAGAAGCCUUGGCAGCUGCAACUGCUGCAGUAGAGGGGAAGAUGAGCAAGAGUCUUAAAAAAGUUUUAAAGAAAAUUGUUGCCAAAGACAUUCACCAAGAAUUGGCUGUGGCUGAUGCUAAGCUGGGAGGUGUCAUUAAGGAGAAGCUUAGCUUGAAUUGUGUCUCCAGCUCAGCAGUUCAAGAGCUGAUGCGAGGAAUCAGGUUACAGCUUGAAAGUCUUAUCACAGGUCUUCCUAAUAAAGAAAUGAGUGCUAUGGCCUUGGGAUUAGCACACAGCUUGUCACGUUAUAAGCUCAAGUUCAGUCCAGACAAAAUUGACACCAUGAUUGUCCAGGCGAUAUCUUUACUGGAUGACCUUGACAAGGAACUGAACAACUAUGUGAUGCGUUGCCGUGAGUGGUAUGGCUGGCAUUUUCCUGAACUGGGCAAGAUUGUCACAGACAACCUAGCCUAUGCAAAAACUGUCAAGACUAUGGGCACUCGUUUAAAUGCUGAUAAAACUGAUUUGUCUGAGAUUCUGCCUGAGGAAGUUGAGGAGGAAGUCAAAGCUGCUGCAGAGAUCUCCAUGGGAACUGAGAUCUCUGAGGAGGACAUGAAUAAUAUCAUUUACCUCUGUGAUCAGAUCAUUGAAAUGACUGAUUACCGUGCUCAGCUAUAUGAUUACCUCAAGAAUCGAAUGACAGCUAUUGCCCCAAACCUGACUGUGCUUGUUGGAGAGCUUGUUGGUGCCAGACUAAUUGCACAUGCAGGGUCACUUCUAAAUUUAGCCAAGCAUCCAUCGUCAACAGUUCAAAUCUUGGGUGCAGAGAAGGCAUUGUUCAGAGCACUAAAAACAAAACGUGAUACUCCCAAAUACGGUCUGAUCUUCCAUGCGUCGCUUGUGGGCCAAACAAAUCCAAAACACAAAGGAAAGAUUUCAAGAAUGCUAGCGGCCAAGGUUUCCCUUGCAGCACGAGUCGAUGCCCUGGGAGAAGACAGUGGAACGGCCAUGGGGGUUGAAAACAGAGCAAAACUUGAAAUGAGGUUGAAGGCACUUGAAGAGAAUCAGCUGAGAAGAAUCAGUGGUACUGGCAAGGCCAAAGCAAGAGUAGACAAGUACGAAAACAAAAGCGUUGUAAUGUCGUACAAUCCGGCUACUGACUCGACCAUCGCCACACCAGGAAAGAAACGGAAGAGAUCAGAAGAAAAUGGAGAUUCGACACCAGGCGACAGCGUCCCAGUUACGCCGAGCACGCCUGUAACAGAAGAAGUUGACGGCGAGACGCCGGCUAAAAAGUCAAAGAAAGAAAAGAAAAAAAAGAAGAAGAAGAACGAAGAAUCUAAAGAUGAAGACGAUGAAGAACAAUUAGAGACCCCCGCGGCUGUGGUGAGAACUAAGUCUCUCGAAUGGUGUAGAAAUAAUCUUGUUUCGGAGUUGAAAGAAUUU